Mollisia scopiformis is the source of this 1682-nucleotide messenger RNA. RefSeq lists its product as uncharacterized. The record is from RefSeq and is a predicted model, not a curated record. The transcript is spliced from 2 exons. Lineage: Eukaryota; Fungi; Ascomycota; Leotiomycetes; Helotiales; Mollisiaceae. Bases 321 to 1295 code for a protein of 324 amino acids.
CGAUUCUCCUCUUCUUCAUCAAUGGCAGCGAAUCCUGUGGUUUUGAAACAAAUUGCCUUGCUUGGUGGCUGGGCCACGAGUUUGACUGAUAGCAUUAUCUGCAGGUGUUUUCUAUUCUGGUUGCAAACCUCUUAGUAUUGCUUCAGCUGAUACGGAGUACAUGUGUGUGAUCUGAAUGUUGGUGUUUCAAGCAUCACCCUGUGUUAUACGAUAAGCGCUUUGCCCACUCUCUGCUCUACAUUUGUUCUUCUACGUCUAUAGGAAAGUUUGCAACGCAGUUUUCCAACAUACUCUCUCCUUUGUCACGAAAGAGCUUGAAAAUGAAGUCCCAACCCGGAUGUAUCACACUGGAAGAAGAGGAUCCUGCUACAGGUGACCCGAAGCCUGACACACGAACCAGCGCCUCAAUCUUUUCGCCCCCGGAGCAAUCAUAUCGGCGCAGAAGAGAGCGAAGAAAAUCUGAUGUGAAACCGAUCGAUGGCAAGUCGGAACUUCUAGGGUCAAUUGGACAUGCCAUAAAGGAUAAGUUGAAUAACUUAGACCACGAGUUACUGAGCCUGCUUGUGGGCGAGCACGAGGACAAUCCUGAAUUCCGGAAAACACUCGAGAAGCAUUCUAUGAAACAUAAGAUAUACUAUAUACCAGACAAAAUCAUAAACAUGGAAGAUCAUACUUUCAUCGAACGUGAAAUGCCCGUCUCAAAGAACGAUAUAUCUCACGAGAGACCGAACGGUUUGAUCGCUCAAAGGACCUACUCGAACGGCCGCACCAACUACAAAGCUCACAAGCUGUUUCUCAGCGAAAGGAUCGUCCUUGACCAACCCUACGUCUUCGCUAAACUGGGCGACGAGAUUGGAGGCGUUGGUUGUCCGGAUCUUCACUGCAUUUUCCGCCUCGUCAAUGACUGGGAUUCCAUGGAAAGACGUGCCGAUUUGUCGACUUUUGACCAAGAUGAGAAAAUCACUGACGUCUCUUCCAAGAGGCAACUGGUCUACGAUAUCAUGGAGUCGAAAAUUGUUGCUCAGAAUGGACUCAAGCCAAUAUGUGGUAUUUCUAUAUCUUGCUCUGAGCUAUUCUCUGAAGCACCAGAUAUACAGGCUAGCAAGACCGAGCCCGAGGAUGCAUAUUUAACCCCACCAUCGAAGAAGAGGAGAUUUGGACGAAGGCGCGACUCCGGGUAUGAACACAAUUCUACAGAACGAAACUUUUGCAUCAAACUCAUUGGGAUGGGCCCCAAGAUUGAGAAUGGCGAUCUGAGGGCUGAUCUGAACUUGAAGUUCGUCUUGAAGGAUUGAACUCAUGUUCUGAACAACUAGUGGCGGCCCAAAAUCUACUCGAAAGGAAGUUCUCGUCGAACUGUGUGAUUUGUGGGCAGGACCUGCAUUCUGUAUAAUGUUUCAUGGAGUUUUGAUCAAGUAGUGUUGUUAUUUCUAAGUUCCUAGUCACAAACCACAGUGCGGUAGAGAGACUGUGCAUCAUUGUGGUGUUGGUGGAGAAGAUGUCCUUACCCCAAAAGAAAUUUCAUUUUGAAGAAGGAAGAUAGCCCUGGCGCAAAACAAAAGCGAAAACCCCUCAAUAGCACCGAAUGUUUGUUUUAUAGUCGUGUUCCACAAGGCCAAAAGUUUAUGUAUACAGCACACAUUCUAAGAAUGGACGAUGAAUGAAUGAACAAUGCUUUCACA